Messenger RNA from Alternaria conjuncta, 2721 nucleotides. RefSeq lists its product as uncharacterized. Gene Ontology annotation, molecular function: NAD binding; magnesium ion binding; oxidoreductase activity, acting on the CH-OH group of donors, NAD or NADP as acceptor. The transcript is spliced from 7 exons. Gene Ontology annotation, biological process: transmembrane transport. The record is from RefSeq and is a predicted model, not a curated record. Bases 1 to 2721 code for a protein of 906 amino acids. NCBI's taxonomy places the organism in Eukaryota, Fungi, Ascomycota, Dothideomycetes, Pleosporales, Pleosporaceae.
AUGCGCACGCACUCCAUUGCGACUAUGGGUGCCGAUGGCAUUGGCCCUGAAGUUAUCAAUGCCGGCGUACAAGUAUUGAAGAAGCUGGCACAACUUGACGGCACAUUCGGACUACAAUUCGAAGACUACGACUGGAGUUCUGAGACGUACAAGAAGACAGGCCAAUACAUUCCUGAUGAGGGGUUAGAGAAGCUCAAGAAGCAUGAUGCGAUCCUAUUUGGUGCUGUAGGUGCCCCGGAUGUACCUGACCACAUUUCUCUCUGGGGCUUGCGGCUCGCGAUUUGCCAGACCUUCCAGCAAUAUGCCAAUGUGCGACCGACCAAGAUCUUCCGGGGAACAUCAUCGCCUUUGCGCAACGCAGAGCAUGGCGAUCUAGACUGGGUGAUUGUACGAGAGAAUUCUGAAGGUGAAUAUGCAGGCCAAGGAGGCCGGUCGCACAGAGGCCAGAAGUGGGAGACUGCUACGGAAGUCUCAAUAUUCACCCGCCAUGGGGUGGAACGACUUCUACGCUUCGCCUUCGAAACAGCCCAAAGCAGGCCGAGGAAACAGAUCACAGUCGUUACUAAAAGCAACGCGCAGCGCAACGGGAUGGUUAUGUGGGAUGAGAUUGCCGCUGAAGUUGCGAAAGACUUUCCUGAUGUCAAGUGCGACAAGAUGCUCGUCGAUGCCAUGACGUGCCGGAUGGUACUUGAUCCGAAAUCUUUGGAUACGAUUGUUGCAACAAAUUUGCAUGCGGAUAUUCUUUCCGAUCUCGCAGCCGCACUGGCAGGCUCCAUUGGCAUCGCCCCUACCAGCAACCUGGACCCCACACGCCAGCAUCCGUCCAUGUUCGAACCGAUUCAUGGCUCGGCUUUCGACAUUACCGGCAAGGGUGUCGCAAACCCCGUCGGAACCUUUUGGACAGCGUCUGAGAUGCUAGCAUGGCUAGGCGAGGAGCAAGCGGCAAAGAGAUUGAUGGAAAGCGUGGAAGCCAUCACGGAGCGAGGCAUUGCCACGCGCGACCUGGGAGGCAAGGCGUCGACAAAGGAGGUUACUGACGCGGUCUGCGCUGAGCUAGAAAGCAUCUACGGCAAGAUUACCAUGCCUCUGGGUAUACUCCAAGACUACAAGCUCGAACAUGUCCCUGGGACAGCUCCGUUAAGCGAGCUUGGUCGCAUUGAUCUCGAGAUCACGAACGAUGUUGAUCGCGGGCUGCUGAAGCAUGAUCCUACUGGGCAGAUUGUGCUGGUGCCGCAGCCUUCUGAUUCGCCGAACGACCCCUACAAUUGGCCAAGAUGGAAGAAGGAGAUGUUCACCGUCGUUAUCGCAUAUGGAUGCGGCGCUGUAGGAGCUGUCGGUCCGUUGCUCACACCAGCUUUCGUGCCCCUGGCGGAACAAUUCAACGUCCCAUUACAAAGGUUCACUCUGGGUUGCAAUGGAUCCUGCAUCGUCGCCAUCGCAGUGGGUAGUCUGAUUUGCAACACCCUAGCCGUCAAAAUCGGACGACGACCAAUCUACCUCGCAACCACGGUUGGCCUGGCGGUGUCCUGUUUCUGGGCUGCGGAAGCUACCAGCUUUCCUUCUCUGGCGGCAGCCCGAGCGGUCCAAGGUCUUUGCAUGGCACCGUUCGAAGCACUCAUCCCAGCAUCCGUCGGAGACAUCUGGCACGUUCAUGAGCGCGGAUUCCGAAUGGCCAUCUUCAACCUUGGUGUCCUCGGUGGUAUCAACCUAGCGAGUCCAAUCGCUGGAUCCGUCAUCCAAUACGGCUCUCACCGCAUCGCAUUGCACGCCAUGGGCGGUGCGUUUGUCAUCAUGCUCAUCCUCAUCAUCUUCUUCAUGCCCGAGUCCGCCUACCACCGCCACGACGUCAUCAACAUCGACACGAGCUCCAAGAAUGUGGAAAGUGACGCGGUUGAGAAGGAGAAGUCCGCCGAGCGCGUCGAAGACUAUGCGGUCCAGUCGUCCGUCUCUUCCGAAGCCCCAUACCCUUACGUCAAGACCCUCAUGCCAUGGUCUGGUUACUGGGACCAUGUCUCCUUCUGGCGCACAUUUCUACGCCCCUUUGUGGUGAUCAUGAGCCCGGUAGUCAUGUGGGCGACUUUGCUCUUCACCAUCUGCGUAUCCUGGCUUGUCUUGAUCUCCAUCACGUUGUCGCAGAUCUUUUCCGCGCCACCAUACAGUUUCUCCGUGAGCGCGGUUGGCGCAACGAACCUGUCCUCGUUCGUGGCGUCGUUGUUGGCCACGCUGGUAGCCGGUCCGAUCAUCGAUGGUGUGGCGAAAUGGAUGUCGACACGCAACAAGGGUACUUUCGAACCCGAGUUCCGUCUCCCUGUAAUGAUAACCUACCUGAUCUUUACCGCAACCGGCUUCUUUGCUUGGGGCCAAUCACUCCACAAUCGCGACCCGUGGCCCAUCCCGGUCAUCGUCUGCAUGGGUCUGAUCAACCUGGGUGUUCAGCUGGGAACUACCGCCGUCGUAACCUACGUCUCCGACUGCCAUCGCGAGCAGGCCGCUGAAGCCUUUGCCAUCAUGAACUUUGUCAAGAACCUUUUCGCCUUCGGCCUGACGUUCUACGCCAAUGACUGGAUCGCGGUACAGGGUGUGAGGGACGCGUUUUAUGUCAUUGGUGGAACCACUGUCGCUGUCACGCUUUGCACGAUUCCAAUGUACAUCUACGGCAAGCGUGCGAGAAGUUGGGUGAAGAGAUGCGGAGUACUUGAUAGCGUUCUUAAAGCCGAGUAG